AUGUUCAUGAAAACUGCUCGAAAUAUUAAAAAUAUUUCUAAAGUCAACGAUAAUGAGUACAGUGUAGAAUCAGAGACAAAUUCAAAUACUUUUUACACUGUCAGAGCCGAUUUAGCUGUUUGCGACUGUGAUGCUGGAAAAUGUGGAAGAUUUUGCAAGCACCUAUGUAGCAUUGAGCAAAAAUUUGGUGUUAUAUUUCCGAAUUCUCCUCGGCUGUCUAUUCAUGAUAGAAUAUCACUAGCAAGAAUUGCGAUGGGGGAUGAGAUAAAUGAAAAUUUUUAUAUGAAUAUGGAGCUGAGAUUGGAUCAAACAUCAAACAAUGAUUUGGACUCGAUAGUACCACAGUGCUCGUCCUCCAACACACAAGAGCUGACACAGGAUGCGGACAAUUCUUCGUCAUACUCACAACAGGUUGCAGUAGAAUUUCCGCACCAGUAUAAUAAUGCACUUGCUGAAUUUAAGUUGAAGUAA
This is a messenger RNA of Parnassius apollo (apollo), 471 nucleotides long. The record is from the annotation of a GenBank genome assembly. Lineage: Eukaryota; Metazoa; Arthropoda; Insecta; Lepidoptera; Papilionidae.